AUGAACAACCAAGCUGGCAACCGCAAGCUCGGCGUCACAUGGAAAAACCUCAGUGUAAACGUUCUCCCUGCCGACGAGCGUUUCCACGAGAACAUCAUCACCCAGUUCAAUCUUCUUCAGCUCGCCAAGGACCUUCGCGCAAAACCACCCAUGAAAACCAUUCUUGACUCUAGUUCUGGCUGUGUGCGUCCUGGCGAGAUGCUCUUGGUCUUGGGACGUCCGGGUUCGGGGUGUACCACGCUACUCAAAAUGCUGGCAAAUAAGCGUAACGGGUAUGCCCAAGUAGACGGUGACGUGUACUUUGGCUCACUUGAUGCCGAACAAGCAAAACAGUACUCUGGCAGUAUUGUCAUCAACAACGAAGAGGAGCUGUUCUACCCAACCCUCACCGUUGGCGAGACAAUGGACUUUGCUAGCCGCCUCAACAUGCCUGCGAACCUACAAGGAAAUGGUGCCAGCCCCGCCGAGGCCCGAAGAAAUUUCAAGCAGUUCCUUCUUAAGUCCAUGAACAUUGCCCACACCGAGGACACAAAAGUUGGCGACGCAUAUGUACGAGGCGUCUCCGGAGGCGAGAGAAAGCGAGUGUCUAUCAUCGAGACCCUUGCAACACGGGGCAGUGUUGUAUGUUGGGACAAUUCGACUCGCGGUUUGGAUGCCUCUACGGCCCUCGAGUAUGUUCGUGCACUGCGCUGCCUUACAGACACUCUGGGUAUGUCUACCAUUGUCACUCUAUACCAAGCUGGCAAUGGCAUCUACGAUCUGUUUGACAAGGUGCUGGUCCUUGAUCAGGGCAAGCAAAUCUACUACGGCCCGCGCAAGGAAGCACGUCCUUUCAUGGAAAGCCUUGGCUUCGCCUGUGGAGACGGUGCCAAUGUGGCGGAUUAUCUCACUGGCGUAACCGUACCCAGUGAACGGCAAAUCAAGCCCGGCUUCGAAAACUCGUUCCCUCGCAACGACACCGAAAUCCAGAAUGCCUACGCUCAGUCAACGGUCAAGGCCAAGAUGGACCGCGAACUCGACUAUCCAUCCACGGACGAGGCCAAGGCCAAUACUGAGACAUUUGUUAAUUCUGUAAAAGCAGAAAAGUCUGGGCAGCUUCCUGACUCCUCCCCGAUGACGGUAUCCUUCCCUCAACAAAUCAAAGCUUGCAUCAUUCGCCAGUACCAGGUGCUGUGGGGAGAUAAGCCGAGUUUGAUCAUGAGGCAAGCAACCAACAUCGUCCAAGCCUUGAUCUGUGGGUCACUCUUCUACAACGCACCCACCAAUACUGCUGGUCUGUUCAUCAAAUCUGGAGCCCUGUUCGUCUCUCUUCUAUUCAAUACUCUCUUCACCUUGUCAGAGGUAAACGAUUCCUUCGUUGGCCGUCCCAUCUUGGCAAAGCAGAAGAACUUUGCCUUCUUCAACCCCGCUGCUUUUUGCAUUGCCCAGGUCGCCGCCGAUAUCCCAAUCCUGAUGUUCCAGGUCACCUGCUUUGUCUUGAUUGUGUACUGGAUGACUGCACUCAAGGCGACUGCGGCGGCGUUCUUCACCAACUGGUUUGUUGUAUACGUCGUCACGCUGGCAAUGACUGCCAUGAUGAGAACGAUUGGUGCAGGAUUUCCCUCCUUCAACGCUGCGUCCAAGGUAUCGGGAUUCGCCAUCACCGCAACCAUCGUUUACAUGGGAUAUGAGAUACCGAAAUCCGACAUGCAUCCAUGGUUCGUCUGGGUCUACUGGAUCAACCCAUUGGCUUACGGAUUUGAGUCCCUGAUGGCAAAUGAGUAUGAAGGAACUAACAUUCCGUGCGUUUAUGACAAUCUCAUUCCAAACUACCUACCUCAAUACCAGGACCCAAGCGCACAAUCCUGUGCAGGAAUCCGUGGUGCACGACGCGGUGCAACUUCAGUCAGUGGACAAGAGUACCUGGACAGCCUGUCCUACUCACCUUCCAACAUUUGGCGCAACGUGGGAAUCCUUUUCGCGUGGUGGGUCUUGUUCGUUGCCUGUACAAUCUUCUUGACUCUUCGCUGGGACGACACCUCCAGCUCGAGCACUGCAUACAUCCCUCGCGAAAAGCAACAAUAUGUUCAAAGGCUUCGCACGCGCCAAGCUCGGGAUGAAGAAUCGCUGCAAACCGAAAAGGUCACACACAAUACUACGCCCGGGGAAAAGGAUGAGGAGAACAACGCCGAAACCAGUCUUAUUCGCAACACGUCGAUUUUCACUUGGCGAAAUCUGACCUACACAGUCAAGACUCCCUCAGGUGAGCGCACUCUACUCAACAACGUCCAUGGCUAUGUCAAGCCUGGAAUGCUUGGUGCUCUCAUGGGCUCGUCGGGUGCGGGAAAAACAACUCUCCUGGAUGUCCUUGCUCAACGGAAAACGGCCGGAACAAUCCGAGGUGAAGUUUUGGUUGACGGCCGACCACUGCCAGUAUCAUUCCAACGGUCCGCAGGGUACUGCGAACAGCUUGAUGUACAUGACGCUUACUCCACUGUACGAGAGGCGCUCGAAUUCUCCGCCUUGCUUCGUCAAAGCCGGGACACGCCUACCGAAGAGAAACUUGCGUACGUCAAUACCAUCAUCGACCUGCUGGAAUUGCACGAUCUUGAGAACACAAUGAUUGGAACUCCUGGUGCUGGGCUUUCAGUGGAGCAGCGCAAGAGAGUUACAAUUGGCGUUGAGCUGGUUUCGAAGCCCUCUAUUCUCAUUUUCCUCGAUGAGCCCACCUCUGGUCUCGAUGGUCAAGCUGCUUUCAACACCGUUCGCUUCCUUCGGAAAUUAGCCGACGUCGGACAGGCGGUACUCGUUACUAUCCACCAGCCCUCGGCUUUGCUAUUCGCUCAGUUUGACGUUCUUCUUCUGCUCGCGAGAGGCGGCAAGACAGUCUACUUUGGCGAAAUCGGCCACAACGCGGAGAAGAUCAAGGAGUAUUUCGGCCGCUAUGACGCACCGUGCCCCCGAGGCGCUAACCCUGCAGAGCACAUGAUUGACGUUGUUAGCGGAAAUUACCCCAGCGACAAAGACUGGCACGAUGUUUGGCUCAAUUCGCCCGAAUCAGCGGCCUUGAAUCAACACCUCGAGGAGAUAAUUUCUGACGCAGCAAGUAAGGAGCCUGGUACCAAAGACGAUGGCUAUGAGUUUGCAACCACUUUCUGGAACCAGACCAAGCUUGUUACACAUCGAAUGAAUGUUGGCUUCUUCCGAGACACGGCCUACUUCAACAACAAGCUCCUACUCCACGGCGGUGUUGCCUUCUUCAUCGGUUUCACGUUCUGGCAAAUUGGACCCUCCGUUGGCGAGCAAAAGUACGUUUUGUUCUCCAUAUUCCAGUACAUCUUCGUGGCGCCAGGCGUCAUUGCCCAGUUGCAGCCAAUCUUCCUGGAAAGGCGAGACGUCUACGAGACCCGCGAGAAGAAGUCCAAGAUGUACUCAUGGCAAGCAUUUGUCACGGCCUUGAUUGUUUCUGAGAUACCAUACCUCCUCAUCUGUGGUAUUCUUUACUACCUCGUGUUCUAUUUUGCCUCAGGUCUACCAACAAAUGCAAGCAGCGCUGGGGCUGUCUUCUUCGUGUUCUUGAUUUACCAGUUCAUCUAUACGGGGUUUGGCCAGUUCGUGGCUGCGUACGCGCCCAACGCCGUGUUCGCCUCACUAGUCAACCCUCUACUGCUGGCUGUUCUUUGCCUCUUCUGCGGAGUCCUCAUCCCGUAUAGCAAUAUUCAGGCAUUCUGGCGAUACUGGCUCUACUAUCUGGAUCCUUUCACGUACCUGAUUGGCUCACUGCUCAUCUUCACCGACUGGGACUGGAAGAUUGAAUGCAAGGAGAGCGAAUUCGCCAUCUUCAACCCUCCAGACAAUCAAACAUGCGGACAAUACUUGGAGGCAUGGAUGAACGGACCGGGCAGACGCACAAACCUUGUGAACCCCGACGCGAUGUCUGACUGCCGUGUCUGCCAGUACACAUGGGGACGCGACUAUCUGGCCACUGUCAAUCUUACUGAGAAAUACUAUGGCUGGAGAAACGCAGCUAUCUGUGUCAUCUUCUCGCUUUCCGGGUACAUGCUUGUCUACGUUCUCAUGAAGUUGAGAACAAAGGCUUCCAAGAAGGCUGAGAAGUAA
This is a messenger RNA of Exserohilum turcica Et28A, 4098 nucleotides long. RefSeq lists its product as uncharacterized. Gene Ontology annotation, biological process: transmembrane transport. The transcript has 3 exons. Gene Ontology annotation, molecular function: ATP binding; ABC-type transporter activity; ATP hydrolysis activity. Bases 1 to 4098 code for a protein of 1365 amino acids. Lineage: Eukaryota; Fungi; Ascomycota; Dothideomycetes; Pleosporales; Pleosporaceae. Gene Ontology annotation, cellular component: membrane. The record is from RefSeq and is a predicted model, not a curated record.